ACACAUAAUUACACUUAGGUAGGUACAUUGGGUGGUAGGUAUCUACCUAUCGUGCGUGUUGUGUUUUAGGAGAAAUACGGGUGAUUGUGUUCCACUUGUGUUCUGUGUCGCAACCGCAACACCAUGGAUGCUCCAAAAAGUAAAAAGCGACGUAUGGAUGUAGUUGGCCAAAACAAUUUUGAAACUUCAACAGAGGACAGCAUAGAUUUAAAAACAGGAUGUAACAGAAGAAGAGCGAAAAAGCAUAUUCCUAAGUUUCGUCUGAAAACUGCUGGAGAAUGUGCAUCAAUGUUGAUAAAAGCAAAUGAACGCAUCCCUCUCAUGUUAACUGAUAUACAACACCUUUUGCUACACUCUUUGCUCGGGAAUUUAAAUUUAUCACAGCCUCCACGUUGGUAUGUGUUAGAUAAAUGCAACCACAUCAGCCAAACAACAUGCCUUAUUUUGGAAGGAAUUUCUAUUUUACAUUGGGAAAAAUAUGCUGAGACAUUUGCAAGUACACAAAGCUUUUUUGAUGAUUUUGUUGAAAUUCUUACACCAUCUAUUUAUAAUGGCUCUCUUGUGCAAGAGCUAGCUUUGGUGCCUUUAUCGGAAGUUGAAAAAGAGGAUAUCAUACAAAAAUAUGGUAGCAUGAACUUGGCUUUAGAAGCAAGAAAAGAUCUCAUGGUUAUGAUGAAAGCAGUUUUUCCAAUUGAAAGUAACAAUGCACCUGUUAUUGACGACACAAUAAAAGAUAAGUUUCCUAGAACCCAGUUGAUAUUGUCCGCUUGGCAACUUAUUGAAGAAAACUAUCCAAUGCCUUUAAAAGGUAAAUUGAAAGAUACCUACACAGACUAUGUUAUGACAAAAGAUGAGUAUGAACCAGUUACAGCAAAGUCCCCUUUAUUUGGAUUAGAUUGUGAAAUGUGCUUGACUAAUGCAGGCUCAGAACUUACUAGGGUGUCCAUAGUCAAUGAGAAACAUGAAACUAUUUAUGAGACCUUUGUGAAACCUUAUAAUGAUAUCACUGAUUAUCUUACACGAUUUUCUGGCAUUACUAAAUCGAAAUUAAAUGAUGUCACUAAAAGAUUGGAAGAUGUCCAAAAGGAUAUACGUGAACUUCUACCUGCUGACGCAAUUUUAGUUGGUCAGUCCUUGAAUUUAGAUCUUCAUGCUUUGAAAAUGAUGCACCCAUAUGUUAUUGAUACCAGUUUAAUAUAUAAUUUCACAGGGGAGCGAACACGCAAACCAAAACUAAAAUCUUUGGCUAGAGAAUUUCUCAAAGAGGAUAUUCAGUCUGGAAAAAAUGGACACUGUUCUGUUGAAGAUUCUUUGGCUUCCUUGAAAUUAGUUCAGCUAAAACUUAGUCAAAGUAUAGAAUAUGGAGAUGCUGUACACACCAAUAGACAAAAAUAUAAAGAAAUAACACAGACCAAGGAAAUUGCGUUAUCUAUAUUUAAUCAUAUGAUAGAGCAGAACAAAACUUCUUUAGUUGUUGGAUGUGACAAUAUAACAGGUGAUUAUCACACUUAUUUAACCCAAGCAAGGGAAAGUGUUAUAACACAUCUGAAGAAGGGUAAGCAAAAGAAAGUAAAAUUAAAUACUGUGGAUGAUGUUGAUGAAGUCAUUGACACCCUUGCAAAAGCUACCAAUGAGUACAACUUGUCUAUGGCGCAUUUGAAAUUAGACAUCGAAAGUAAAUCUGAAACAGAACAAGCGCAACAAAUCCAGGUUGUUGAUAGAUGGGUAGCCACAAUCUUAAAUAGUCUCAAACAAAAUGCUUUAUUUGUUUUGGUACUUGGUGGCACUGCUACCCACAAUGGAGUUGCUAUGGUUAAAGUAAAAAGUACUUUAUAAUGUUGUUUUGUAUUUGUAAAAUAAUAUGUAGAUACUAUAACUAUUACAUCAAAUAAUGUUUCUAUUCUGUAGUCAUUUCAUACAGCUAAGGAAGUGAACUGGUAUCAUAAUGUAAUCCCACUAGAAUUUCCUUUGUGUUAUUACAAUAACUAACUAGACCACCCAAAAAGUAUACUAUUGGUUCUACCCAAUUUUACGGAUACUGAAGUGUUGAGUGUACUUGGAUAAUAUUUACAAGUCACAGAUUUCACGUAAAUUCUUUAGACAAAAUUUCAGCCAUUUGUUUUCUGUGUUGUGUGAUAAAGUGUAAAAAUAAAGUUUACGAUUACAGUUUUA
Messenger RNA from Plodia interpunctella (Indianmeal moth), 2172 nucleotides. RefSeq names its product RNA exonuclease 5 (gene Rexo5). Gene Ontology annotation, cellular component: nucleus. Lineage: Eukaryota; Metazoa; Arthropoda; Insecta; Lepidoptera; Pyralidae. The record is from RefSeq and is a predicted model, not a curated record. The transcript has 2 exons. Gene Ontology annotation, molecular function: exonuclease activity; nucleic acid binding. The coding region runs from base 124 to 1836 and encodes 570 amino acids.